AUGGCCCCACAACAUCAAGGCCCCAAGCAUCAAAAGGCCAAGAAGCAACGGUCGGGUGUAACGGCUCAGGUCUGUCUGUCAUAUUUUGAGGUGGCUGUUUGGUCAUCAAAGCUAAGCCACAACAUUCAACCAGUGUUGGACAGUCUAUCCAAAAAAAUGAAUGAACGUUUGGAGCAGAGACUGUUAUUUGUUUGGGAUCAGUCGCGGUGCACUAUGACACAAACCAGGCUUAGGGAAAAUCCAGACAAAACAGUGAUGUUUAAGGACCUGAAACGUGUGUGGGGAGAAUAUAAGUCGUACAACAGCUCUAACACGAUAUUAGUCGAUGAUUCUCCGUAUAAAUCCGUCCUUAAUUCUCCGUACAAUGCCAUCUUCCCCACCUCUUAUACAUGUUACACUGUAGAAGACAAUUAUUUGGAUCCUGAAGGAGAUUUUGUAGGACACCUGAAGAAAUUGGCCCGUGCUGAUAAUGUACAAGAUUUCAUUAAGCAAAACCGUUUUGGACAAUCACCCGUAACAGAAGGCAGUGUGGAUUGGAACUUUUAUGUUAAUGUUGUCAGCAAGCUUGGACUGCAGAACACAGCAAAGCAAGUGACGCGCAAACGGGAAGCCCCAAACAUAUAUCCUCCGGAGGGAAAAUUAGCUGCUGGACUAGGAGCUUAA
Coffea eugenioides is the source of this 663-nucleotide messenger RNA. RefSeq lists its product as uncharacterized. Bases 1 to 663 code for a protein of 220 amino acids. Gene Ontology annotation, molecular function: phosphoprotein phosphatase activity. The transcript is spliced from 7 exons. The record is from RefSeq and is a predicted model, not a curated record. NCBI's taxonomy places the organism in Eukaryota, Viridiplantae, Streptophyta, Magnoliopsida, Gentianales, Rubiaceae.